This is a messenger RNA of Zalophus californianus (California sea lion), 2361 nucleotides long. RefSeq names its product methyl-CpG binding domain protein 3 (gene MBD3). The record is from RefSeq and is a predicted model, not a curated record. Gene Ontology annotation, molecular function: DNA binding. NCBI's taxonomy places the organism in Eukaryota, Metazoa, Chordata, Mammalia, Carnivora, Otariidae.
GCGGAGGGCGGGGGCCCGCGGGCCGGAACAGCCGCGGCAAGUGGCGGCGGCGGCGGCGACGGAGGCAGCUGAGGCGGCGGCGGCGAGCGGGGGUCCGGGCGGCGGCGGCGGCGGCGGCGGCGGCGGGCCGAGGAGCCGGGCGCGAUGGAGCGGAAGAGCCCCAGUGGGAAGAAGUUCCGGAGCAAACCCCAGCUGGCACGGUACCUGGGGGGUUCCAUGGACCUGAGCACCUUUGACUUCCGGACGGGCAAGAUGCUGAUGAGCAAGAUGAACAAGAGCCGGCAGAGGGUCCGCUAUGACUCGUCCAACCAGGUCAAGGGCAAGCCCGACCUGAACACGGCCCUCCCCGUCAGGCAGACGGCAUCCAUCUUCAAGCAGCCAGUGACCAAGAUCACCAACCACCCCAGCAACAAGGUGAAGAGUGACCCCCAGAAGGCCGUGGAGCAACCUCGGCAGCUUUUCUGGGAGAAGAAGCUGAGUGGCCUCAAUGCCUUUGACAUCGCCGAGGAGCUCGUGAAGACCAUGGACCUGCCCAAAGGCCUGCAAGGCGUGGGGCCUGGCUGCACAGAUGAGACCCUGUUGUCGGCCAUCGCCAGCGCCCUGCACACCAGCACCAUGCCCAUCACCGGGCAGCUCUCGGCCGCCGUGGAGAAGAAUCCUGGGGUGUGGCUCAACACAGCCCAGCCCCUCUGCAAGGCCUUCAUGGUGACCGAUGAGGACAUCAGGAGGCAGGAGGAGCUGGUGCAGCAGGUGCGCAAGCGGCUGGAGGAGGCGCUGAUGGCCGACAUGCUGGCCCACGUCGAGGAGCUGGCCCGGGACGGCGAGGCGCCGCUGGACAAGCCCAGCGCCGACGGGGACGAGGCCGGGGACGAGGACGGGGACGAGGACGAGCCGGACCAGGGGCCGGAGCACGUCUAGAAGCAGAGGCCGCGUGGAGCCCUGCCGCGGGGAGCCCCCCGCGGACUCCGCCGUGCCCACGCUCGGACCACGCUCUGUGGCCCGGCCCCGGACGAUGGCUGCCCCUCCUGGGCCCUCCCAGGCGUGUCCCCUCCCCUGGGCCCACGGGGGCACGGCUGGAGGGCAGCUCCUGCCCGACGGGCCCCCCGUGUGGGCUCUUCUUCUGAAGGCCUGGGGUCCGGAAGUGUCGUCCACCGGCCCCCGGGCCCGCCUGCAGGAGGCCCUCCUCGGCGCCGUCUCUCCACCUGGACUUGGGGCUGGCCUCACCCCCACGGCCGCAUCACACAGGACGGCCGCCACCGGGGGCCUGCGAGGGUCCCCAGGGGGCUGGAGAAGCAGUUUUCGGAACAGUCCCCGCCUCCCGAUCCCCGCGUGUGAGGACGCCGUUCCGGGGUCCGCACAUCAGCCCUCCAAGGAGGGGGGAUGCCCACCGGCGGGCGAAGCCGCCCCGGCUCGGAGCUCAUCUGGAGGCAAACGGCGCAACCCAGACGUUGUCCUUCAAUAAAUCCGUGACACAAACAAGGCUGGACGUCCACAUAACUGCUUAGCCUUUGUGUUCGCUGCACGUGGAUGCGGACUCUAGCCUUUGUGUUGGGAAAACCUCACUGUCCACAGCGCGGCCGACCCGGCCUGAGGGUCAGCCAGCCACCGGCGAUGGCGAACUGCUUGCGGCCGACUCGCCAGGCCGGGGCUCCAAGGCAGCUGGGCCGUCGACUGGCCUCCCUUCCCCUCCCUGUGUAGCGGGGACGGGGGUGCCCAGCACUCAGGGCCAGAGCUGGUCCUGGGCCGCAGCUCCUCCGAGGUCCCAUCCUGGGGUGCGUUCUGUGGCCCCGGCGUUUCCAAGCAUCUGGUGCCCAGAGCAGCGGCAUCUGGGCAGCUCCGGGCGCAGGGGGGCGUCGGAAUCGUCCUUCAUCCUUGCCCUCUCCUAGCCUGAGUGCCUUGGGUGAGGGGCGCCCUCCCGUCCCCGCUCAGCCCCGGCCAGCAGCUGGAGACCGUCGGGAAGGACCUGGGUCGCUGCCUGUGUGGCUGUCACCCUGGCUGAUGCACAGGGUGGGGGCCAUGGCAGGAGCCACCUGCUCAUCCGAGACGCUGGCCCAGCACGGCACAUUGGCAGCAUCCUUCUAGUCCAGUCAAAGCACAAAUCCUCCAGAACCACCCACGAAGGGUGUGGCCGGCGUGCUGUGGGGGCCGGGCCACCACAGGCCUCGGGAAGGCCUCUCCCCUAAGGCCACGCAUCGUCCUGCCCUUCAUGGAGGCUGUAGCCGCUGAAGGAGCUCCGUCUGGGGCUGGCCCCUGUGUGGGCCUGAGGUCCAGGUGCCCGGAGCCCUGCCCAGCGGAAGGGACUGCGGGGCCCGGGAGGCACCCUGUCCUGUGGGCGACCGUUGAAUAAAGCCAUCUCGGUGA